GAUCGAUGGCGGUACACAUGGUGGUUGUGUUACUUAUAGUACAACUUUUUUAAACAUUUAUAAACUUUAUUUAUUUACUUUUUGUAAAUUUACUUAUUGGCGUGUCAUUUUAACAAAUGAUUAAUUUUAGUGUUGGCGUUAUAUUACCUUCAGCAGGUUUUAGUGAGAGAUUUGGAGUUCCUGUUCCUAAACAAUAUUAUGAAGUAUUGGGGAAGCCACUCUUUCUAUAUGCAUUAGAAGAAUUUAAUCGUAUGCAGUGGGUUAAAAAGAUCAUACUUGUCGUUGAUAAUCCAGAGCAUGUGCAAGGUUUGCUUGAAGAAUCACAUGCUAACAGGGAAAAAGUAUCUGUUGUACAGGGAGAACACACACGUCAUCGAUCAAUCCGAGCAGGGGUGCAAGCACUUCAAAGAAAUGAGAGCAACUUGAAAGUGGUGAUUGUUCAUGAUGCUGCACGCCCUCUUGUACCAUCAGAAUUGGUUGAGGAAUUGGUGGUUGCAGCAGAAGCCCAUGGUGUAGCUGGUGCCAUUAGGCCCCUUGUCUCCACAGUCCUUCAAACCAACUCAGAUGGGUUCCUGGACCACAGUCUGGAUAGGUCCAAACAUGUAUCCAGCGAAACGCCACAAGCUUUCCAAUUUGACAUUCUGACAUCUGCUUACAACAAGUGCAGUGACGAGGAGCUGGACACUGGGACAGAAUGCUUGCAACUAGCUCUCACUCACACUGGAGUCCAGGCUAGACUCAUUGAGGGGCCUCCUGACCUGUGGAAGGUGACUCACAAGAAGGAUAUUUAUGCCGCUGUUGGCUGUCUGAGAGAGAGAACAAACCAAGUUUGCAUUAUGUCUUCUGAAGAGAAUGAAACCGUGAAGCUCUUGACAGAAACCCUUGAGUCUAAAGUGUCAAUGGUGAAGAGUGUGGUAACAUCUAUGGAUACAACCAGAUUGACUUCUGGAGAAACUUUCAAUACUGUAGUCUUCUUCCAUCUGCAUGAGAUUGAUCAAGACAAUCAACUAUUGGACUUUGAAGCUAUGUUGGAUGUAGAUCAUCAGGGUCUAAUAAUCCAUGUGAUAGAACACACAAGUGCAGAUGGCAUGCAAAGUAUGUCAGUGUAUGAUCUGCAUAGAAGUGGACGAAAUAUGGCGAAACACUAUGAAAAGUUGCAAAAGGGAGUUGUUGUUAUUCAUUGUCUGACUCCUGGGGAAGAUAGACGAUUGGCUGACCUGGUAUCAAGCCUUAUCCUCUCUGAUGCAAGCACAUUCUCUGGCCAGACUCUCUUUCUUUGAAGCAGUUUGCUACACUUGUUUCAGGUCAUCUGAACAGUAACAGAUGUACAACAGUUGCUCCACACAAUACUCACAUAUGUAACCAGGUAUAUGUCUGUGUUUUGAUGUUGACAGAUACUGAAUCCACAAUUAUACUACAGCUCAGUAUAAAGCGAGUAUUAUGCUCAAAUGUUGAGAUAUGUAAUUACAUAUAUUUUUAAGUGUUGUACAGCAGACAUAAAAUGAGUGUACUAUCUAGUGUUAUUUACUCUUGACACAUCUAUUUUUGAAUGCUUAUUUAUUUUGGAUCAGUAUUUAUUCUUGGUUUCCAAGUGCUCUAAGAUAAAAUGAUGACAAGAUCUGCCCCUAACAAAGGACAUGUUUUAUUCUUAAAUGUUUUCAGAAAUUCUUGUGUGACUUGUAUAUUGGGUCAAUAUUUUAUCUAUGCAUUAUGAAAAGGGCAACCAACAAUGUGGCAUUUGAAGGAAGUCUGCUUUAUUUAUAGUGACUGACUGAUAUAUUCUCAUAUUCCUUAAUUCUUAUGUCAGUAAUGUUCAAAUCUUACCAGUAUUACUGAUUACUAAUGAAGUGGACAAAUUUAUUUAUGUAUUUGUUUGGGUAGUGAAGUAAAGUCAAAAGGGAGAAUCAACAUAGAGAUCAGUAGAAGAAUACAAAACAGUUCUGAAUUUUAUCACACUAAAAAUAAACAUGUAACAAAGUCUUAAAAUGGAGCAAAACAGCAAUUCAUAAAGUAUACUUUAAAUCUGUACGAACAUAUGUGGACACUUCUGGAGAACCAAAAUCGAAGCAAUGGAUAUGGAAAAUUUAGAAGUAUCAAGGGAAAAACAAGAGUGUAUAGAAUCAGAAAAUAAAUUCUUCAAGAAAGUGUUGGAGUUCAAGAUUUGUUAACACAGAGGAGAAAUGAUUACAACAGUUUGGCCGUCUGCAAAGGAUGGACAGAACAAGGAUACCAAGUGGGGUAGUAGAUAUAAAGAACAGAGACCUGUGGUUUAGCCAGGUAUUGGAAAGGAGUGAGAAGAAAGGAAAAAACUGGCAAGAAAUUGAAAAUGAAAGAUUGUGAGGGAGAGAGAGAGAUCGGCAACAAUGCUAAAAGAAGUAUCGUGGAUAUUACAACCAGUAUAUUGACACAAAGUUGAGAUUUAGGAAAGCUGCUAAAGAAGUAGAAUAUUGUGCGGUGUGACUUCUUAAAAUCAGAGUUUGCAAGAUGAAUUGCCCAGACUUUAUGAAAUAAUACUUUUAAAACUAUGAGCCACUAAGCCAUUACCUAUGUGGAUCUGGAAUACCCUACUCAGCAGCUUUUAUUUACUUAAAUUUAGGUAAAUUUUUCUCAGAAUCCUCUUUGAUAGAUCUGCUUAUUUCUUUUAUACUUAUUCUUUAUUUAUUUUGGUUGAGGUGUUGUUACAUGAUGGAACCACAAUCAUGUAAUAAUUUUUCCUCCAUCAAGUUUUUAAUACUGAGGACAUCAGUAAUUGUAUUUUAAAUGUUCCUGGGAAGUCAGACAAAAUCUGACAGAAAUAUAUUUUAAUCUAUUUAUGAAAAUGUUCACUUCACCCCAUGUUUCAACAGAAUUUUGCUGGGUGUUUAAUUGUGCAUAAAAGUCAUUAAGCAAUUUGCUUACUGUGAAUAUAAUACAGUAAAAUCUUAUAUUUUUUAGUGGUUUUCGAGGUAUAGUCCUUGCAGGUAAAUGCAGAUCAAUUAUAAUUAAUUUUAUGUCCUUUAUCUUGCUGAUAUAUAUUUGAAGUAUGCAGAAAUUAUUUCUUCAUAUGUUGAUGUACAUUAUAGUGUACUGUCUCCUGUUUGCUGUCCUGAUAACACGGAAAUUUCUCUUCUGCAGCGGGAGUGAUCUGAAAAGCUUCUUAGAUAUGAAGAAGGUCUGUACAUGGUACCAUGUGUACAAAUAUUCAGCUUCCCAGCUUCAAUAUAUUUUCAGAUAAAUUUACAUCAUAUACCCAAUAGUAUCAUUUGCAGGAAAAUGCAAUUAAACUUAAAUUCAUAUUUAAUCAACUACAGUUGCACCUCUCUUGCUUUAAUACAUUCCUGCAUAAUAAAAUCAUCUUGGUCAUUAACAUCUUCCAGCUGUUUCUUGAAGUUCCUCUUUGUCUUAUGAUAUACUUUAUAGCAAUAAAAAAAUUGCUUUCUCUGCUUGUCACAAGUCUUCCUCAGACUUCUGUUGCACUAUGAUCCUGGAUAAAUUUUUAACUUCUGCUACAUCCCUUACCUCUUACAAUCAUCUACCAGCAUUUCUUUUAAUAAGCACUUCCUGUAGUUCUUAGUGGAGAUGACUCAGUCUUAGAUCGUUAGGGCAAAUUGUGUUGAGGUGUCCCUUUUAGCCAUUCAUUACAAAUAUUUUUAUCAACUGUCUCUUGAUCAGCUGAUGAUGAUCCUCAUGUACUUUGUUUCAUGAACUGUAUUUCAUUCUUACCGGAGUGAUCCUCAUUUUAUAACAGGAUCACAUAUCUGUAAUGGUGUAAACCCUGUAUCAGCUUUACAGACAAAUUCAAACAUCUGGUUUUCUUUACCUUGUAAAAGUACUGUCUCAGGUUAUUUGGCAAUAUCUGAGACAUGAUAUAUCCACAGUGCCAAUUCCACCAUGUUCUGCUGAUAAAGUAAUGUGCUGUAGGGCAAGCACACAGUACUGAGUCAUGCUAACAUGUAUAAUUCUAGCAAGUUGUCUAUUUAACCAUUUUAUGAUCCCACAUGAGUAUGCUGAAAUAGAGAUAGUGUUUGUGUUCAUUGCUCUGGUUUUAUUUAUGUUCAGCCAAAUCUUUAGUGCAAUAUUAAUUCUGCAUUGUAAAACAGCUUUCAGCAUAUUCUUAAUCUUACUGUGAUUGAUACUGCAUAUCUGCAGAAAUCUAAGGUACAAAGUUGUGUAUGUCUAUUAAGUCUUCAUUCAUCUCAUUAUUUUUCAGUGUAAAUACUGUAUAUACAUUAGUCUUCAUUAAUGUCCUUCCUCAUAUUGUACCAGCUUACCUUUACAUAUUGUAAAGUUAAUUUGAAUAGAUUUGCUGCACUUUGUAAUUAUAUUCAGAAAUUUGCAAGUUGCUCCUCUGAAAUUGGAUACCACUUGAGAUCCACAUAAAAGUGAGAACUGAUUUUAUAGUUUUCUAAAUUAGGGAAUUUAAUAUUGAAUCUAUAAUUUAUAUCAUUCAGUAUACAGCUGAAUUACAGUUUUGGUGAGUGCAAGACCAGAGAGCACUCAGUGGAUGAUGGCCUUGAAGGAUACAUAUUCUUAUUUUCAGGAUCCUGGAUUAACUCAUUUCCUUCCCAUCAGAUAAGAAGAGAACUGUUAACCACUGUGAUACAGUAUACUUGAAAAAGUUGAUAUAAUAAGAUAGCAAAUCUUGUAGAUAUCCACAUAUGUAAGGUUAUCAUCACAUACAAAAUCCAAAGCUUUCUUAUUGUCUA
Cryptotermes secundus is the source of this 4685-nucleotide messenger RNA. RefSeq names its product D-ribitol-5-phosphate cytidylyltransferase. Gene Ontology annotation, biological process: isoprenoid biosynthetic process; protein O-linked glycosylation via mannose. Bases 117 to 1280 code for a protein of 387 amino acids. NCBI's taxonomy places the organism in Eukaryota, Metazoa, Arthropoda, Insecta, Blattodea, Kalotermitidae. The record is from RefSeq and is a predicted model, not a curated record. The transcript is spliced from 7 exons. Gene Ontology annotation, cellular component: cytosol. Gene Ontology annotation, molecular function: D-ribitol-5-phosphate cytidylyltransferase activity.